GCUGUCGAUACUAUUACAUGCUAAAGUAUACAAGAGUAUUCUAAGAUGAUGUCAGCAAUCCUUUGCACUGUACCCGCCGUAGCUAGAUGUACCCCGCGACGCGUUAAACAUUGGAAGCUUAACGCGACCUUGAUUGGACCUCGGACCAUAUAUUCCUAGAUCAUUCAACAUCCCUGCAAGGUCAACGCAAUACCAAUUCAAUCAGCGAUAUCGUUACCUAGGUAUUUCAUGGAAUAUGAACUAGAACUAUCACCAAUUAUAUAACACCCGAAUUAGAAGUUCGAGACCAUCUAUUGAAGACCCAAUUUAUCAGGUUGACUGCGAUCCUACGCUGUCUAGGUACUCAGUUCACCUCGUCAAUUCUUCGAAGCCAAGGGUAGAGAAUUUGACCUCUUCUGGAUAGUCAAAGCCAUGGCUGUCCUUAACUUCACAUUAAGCGAAGAAGGAGUCAAUGCUCUGAGAGAUGCGUUAGCUUGUCUCGGUAAAUUCAGUGAAGAGGUCUCUCUCGAGGCUAUGAAGGAUAAGCUAGUUUUCACUACACUGAAUUUGUCCAAGUCAGCAUACGUAUCUUUUACUUUCCAAGCCAGUCGUUUCUUCUCCAAGUACCAUUUUGAAGGAGGGCCUCAGAACCGAGAAAAGUUCUUUUGCAAAUUGUAUAAUCGGGCCCUGCUAUCUCUGUUUAGAGCUAGGAGCGGCGAUAGUGGACAUGACAGGGAAAGGGACACGAUCAUCGAACACUGCGAUGUCGCCAUAGUAGAUGAGCCUGGCAAGAAAAGCAGAUUCAUCGCCAAGAUCGUCUUCCGGAAUGGAAUCACAACGAAAUACCGCCUCCCCUUUGAAGUUACUCCGCCAGUCCACGCUAAAUUUGAUAGGGAUCAAGCAACAAACCAUUGGUCUAUCCCAUCUCGAACACUGCGACAACUCAUGGAUCACUUCGGCCCCGGGAUUGAAUAUCUUGAUAUUCAUUCAGAGGACGAUGAUACAGUUAGCUUCACAUGUUUCACCGAGAAAGUUAAGAACGGCGAGGAGGUCCUGAAAAAGCCGCUCCACACGUCUAUUGCUGUCGAACGAGAUGAAUUCGAGGAUUUCGUCGUCGAAGAAGACAAGCUACACAUCGUUAUCAGCGUCAAAGACUUCAGGGCGAUUAUCCAGCAUGCAGGACUUAUUGGAUGCCCAAUUUCAGCUUACUAUUCCAUCCCGUCUAAGCCUAUGCAAUUUAAGUACGAUGGUGACGGGGUCAAAUGCGAAUUCCUUCUAAUGACAAUUGGCGAAAGAGGCGCACCUGGCCAGAAGGCCAAGAAAACCCGCGGUGGCGCCAAAGGACCGAAGCCGCCGCAGCUCGAGGCUUCCAGUAGGGCUGCAUCGCACGCGCCUACACCAGCUCCUCAUAUACCUCCUCCUAAGCCACAAGCGCCACGAGUCGAUCCAGUUCCUUCUCUGAGACCGCCCAUUACUCGUCCUUCUCAACGACCGCCCCCAGCAACAAUGCAAUCCGAGUCUCUCUUUGUGCCUCAGGAUGAUGAGAACCAGUGGGAUCCUGUGAAUGUCGGCGAAGAUGAAGACGAGGAAGAAAAUACUCGUCUAGAGUGGGAUGUCAGCGGGGAUUUCAAUCAGAAUCAGCCAGCCAUGAGUAGGAGGGCUAUGAUGGCAAACCAGGACACCAAUGAGUCGAGACCAGACGAUCCGAGUGAGCCUCUCCCUUUUCACCUUGAACCAACGCAACGACUCUCGCAAGUUCGUAAAUUUGGCUUCUUUGACGACUAGCGGUUUGCAUGGGCACCUUGGGGUCUACGCCUUAUUUCUUCAUGGGCGAAUAUAUGACAGUCGAGCU
Annulohypoxylon truncatum is the source of this 1831-nucleotide messenger RNA. RefSeq names its product Rad9-domain-containing protein. Gene Ontology annotation, biological process: mitotic intra-S DNA damage checkpoint signaling; DNA repair; DNA replication checkpoint signaling. NCBI's taxonomy places the organism in Eukaryota, Fungi, Ascomycota, Sordariomycetes, Xylariales, Hypoxylaceae. Gene Ontology annotation, cellular component: checkpoint clamp complex. Bases 412 to 1764 code for a protein of 450 amino acids. The record is from RefSeq and is a predicted model, not a curated record. The transcript is spliced from 5 exons.